This is a messenger RNA of Xiphophorus maculatus (southern platyfish), 2181 nucleotides long. RefSeq names its product sterile alpha motif domain-containing protein 9-like. Gene Ontology annotation, cellular component: cytoplasm. The record is from RefSeq and is a predicted model, not a curated record. Bases 134 to 2116 code for a protein of 660 amino acids. NCBI's taxonomy places the organism in Eukaryota, Metazoa, Chordata, Actinopteri, Cyprinodontiformes, Poeciliidae. The transcript has 2 exons.
UAAAAGCUCUCCUCAUGACUUCCUCAUGUUCUCUCCUCUCCUCUCCUCUCUGCAGUUCAGCGUCUGGUUUCUGUCGUCAGUCUGACUUGUUGGUAAAUCGCUCAGCAUCAAACUCUGACCUUCUCUGAGUCGGAUGAAGAUCUGCUCCUGGACAUCGACAACUGGAUUAAAUUCAGACUGGGCCCUCAGACAGAAGGAUGUGGACGACUGUUUGAAAAACAAAUCUAUGAUUUUAGUCCUUUUUUUUAAGGUAUCAGAUUUAAGUGAACAGGUUGUGAAACUUGUACCAGGUGAAAUUAUUUAUCUUAUAAAUCAGUUAAUCAUGUUAAUAAGCGAUGAGCAGACAUUUUGCUCGAUUGAGCCGUAUCCAUUCGGUAGAUACCAUGAUCCUUACAGAUACAUAAAGGACAGCAUUCUUAGUGUCCCAGAAUCAGGCGCCUCAGACCUUAUUGAACCCUGUCAUGAAUUUAAAGCUUUUAUCAAUACACCUGAUGAAAAUCAACUGGAGAAGUUCACCACUGAGGUCAUUCGGUUUGCAGCUGCCUGCAUGAAUAGUCGUACCAAUGGUACCAUACAUUUUGGAAUAAUAGACAAACCUCAUGGUAAGAUAGUGGGGGUCGCUGUUAAUAGCAAAGAAAAGUACCUAAAAGCCCUAAAAUUAGCCAUUGAUUAUUACUUUGAAAACAAGAACAGAGAUGCUGCUCAUAAAUGUAUUAAAACUCCUCGAUUUGUUGAGGUUCUAAACAGAAAUACAGCAUCUUCUGACAAGUUUGUGAUUGAAGUGGACAUUAAGCCUCAGUUUGCCAUCUGUGGAGAAAACGAAUACCAAACCGUUAACAUGAAGCAUCGCAAGACAAAGACUAGAGAGAAAAAGUUCUACAUCAGAGAUGGUGCUAGCUGUAGGAGCCUUUUUGCCCGAACUACAUUUGCUAAGCCUAUGGUUGAGUACAGGCGGUUUGUUAAGAAAAUACCUGAACUAGCACAGCGACGUAAGAAUGCAGAGGAGGAGCACUCUAAACCAAUAAAAACCACAACUCAAGGCUCCAGCUUGAUUAACAUGAUUACAGGUGGAGCCUUUUCAAUGGAUAAGUCCAAUUUUGAACAUUAUGUCAUCGUGACAAACAAAUCUCAUCCAAGCCGUAGAGAAGUGCUAAACAAGAGGUUCCUUGUCAUUUUCUUACUUUUAUCAACAGUCAGUGAAGUAAUGGAUCCCCUUGUUGAGACCUUCAGUAUGUUCCUGCAGGAGCUCGGAGGGUCAGGACAAAUCCUCUGUAUAUGUGACGAUGAGAGCACAUUUAUUUCAUGGAGGGAUCUCAUUCAGGCUAAGUGUGGAGUCGACAUCUCUGACAGAUGUAUCUCUGAGCUCAGUUUUGCUGAAGUCAAUGGAACCGUCCUCAGUCUCUGGUCAGAAAACCGCAGAGCCAAACGGUUCCUACCGUGUGGGGGUGAGAGCAAGGUUGGUCUUGAAAGAAAAUUUGAGCAAACCUUGAAUACUUUGGAGAUCCUGUGUGUGAAUCAGUGUGAAGGAGAAAACGAGGACAGAGUUGCCAUAGAGGAGAACUUCUAUAGAGGUGGGAAGGUAUCAUGGUGGAAUUUCCAUUUCUCUGAAUUACCUGGAUUAACACCAUUCAUUAAACGGGACCAGUUUGAUUACAUCAUGAAUACUGUUAUACCUGAUUUAUGCUCCCGACCAACAGCUUGUGUCCUGUUCAAUCUCCUCCACCUGCCUGGUUGUGGUGGGACGACCUUGGCCAUGCAUGUGCUGUGGGCCCUUAGGGACAAAUAUCGCUGUGCCGUCCUCAGGGAAAAGUCAGACUUUGUUAAUGUGGCUGAUCAGGUGAUCAAAUUAUUAAUGUAUCAAUAUGAUGAACAAACACCGAGGGUUCCUGUACUGCUGAUGAUUGAUGACUUUGAUGACAUGGAGAAGGUUGAAGAAUUACAGUUUGCAAUUGAAACGCAGUUUAUUGAAAAAGACCUCCAGGCUGCAAAGGUCAUCCUUCUGAACUGUAUGAGGUCAGAGUUCAAUACAGUGACAGGACUAACUCCAGACACUGUGUUCAUUGGGAACAACCUCUCUGACGAGGAAUUAAGAUCUAGAAAGAGGACACCAGAAUAAUAAUCAUGGUUAAUAAAAUAAUUUUAUUAUUUUUAAUUAAAUUUAAAUAAUUAAUUACAUUUAAA